This is a messenger RNA of Populus trichocarpa (black cottonwood), 1522 nucleotides long. Its product is annotated as F-box/kelch-repeat protein At3g23880. The coding region runs from base 51 to 1229 and encodes 392 amino acids. Gene Ontology annotation, molecular function: protein binding. Lineage: Eukaryota; Viridiplantae; Streptophyta; Magnoliopsida; Malpighiales; Salicaceae. The record is from RefSeq and is a predicted model, not a curated record. The transcript has a single exon.
AUGUAAACCCAUUUCCCUCAAUUUUUCUCACCUCAGAUUUCUCUCUUCCCAUGAGAAGCAAGCGAAGAUCAAUGGAUAAAAAAACCACUUUACCCCAAGAAACCCUAACUGACAUCCUAUCGAGGCUCCCCAUCAAAUCUUUAACCCGUUUCGAAUCCGUUUCUAAACCCUUUUCUGCUCUGAUCAACUCCCCUGAUUUCAUCUCCGCCCAUCUCCACCGUUCUUCUCGACAUUUCACCUUUUUUAUUCGCCACUUUCAUAACCCAUCCGGGUCUAACUUCUCUUUUUCACUGACCAAUAACCAACCCAUUGAUGUUGAGAUUCCUCUUUUGGGCUCCUUAAUUAGGUUCCCAAAAAUUGUUGGUUCUAGCAAUGGUCUUGUUUGUCUUGAUAUCUCUUCUUGUUAUGCGAGGGGGUUUGUUUUGUGGAAUAUUGCUAGGAAGCAGUAUUCGUGUCUUCCUAGUCCAAUAAUCAGUGAUUCUCGUGGGCCCUUUUGGAUGGUCUCAACUGGGUUUGGAUUUGAUCGGGAAAAGAAUGAUUACAAAGUUGUGAGGAUUGUGGGUUUCGCCUGCGAAAAGGGUGAAUCACCUGUUGUAAUGGUUGAGGUUUUUUCGUGGCGGACUGGUUGCUGGAAAGUGAUUGAUGGAAGAGCGAUUGGGGCUUGUGUUAUUCAUGAAGGACACAACGGCGUGGUUAUUAAUGGAGGAUUGCAUUGGUUGGGUAACAGUGCUGGAAAAUCAGGUGGUAUUCAGAAGUUUAUACUGUCAUUCGAUUUGAAUACUGAAGAGUUUAGGAAGAUACCAACACCUGAGUUUUCCGCCGGAGUUUGUGUUAAAAUUAUGGGGUUUAAAGGGUUACUUGCACUGGCAUAUUAUCCUUCAAAGGGUCUGGUUGGAAGACCUGCUGCGACCGAUCGAGUUGAGAUAUGUGUAUGGGAUGAUUAUGGUGGUGCUGAUGGUAAGUAUUGGACUAAACUGAAUUCUCUUCAAUUAAAUGCUCUUGGAUACCCUGUUGGUGUUACAAAUGAGACUGGAUUGAUAAUGAGGAAAUUGGAUGGACAGUUUACUCAAUUUUUCUUGUGUGAUCCAAGUAAUCAAAAUUACAGAAGGCUGCAUAUUUGUGAAGCUACCUACUCAUGUGACAUUCACAGUUAUGUGGAAAGUUUAGUUCCAGUGAGUGCAGGACAUGAUCAUCGGGUUAUAGAAGAGGAGGUGCUUAGUGAGGUCUAAUUGGAGUCUGGAAUCUGGAGUCUGACUCCAAGGGUAUAUAAAUAUAUGUUUGGGGUAGGAUUUUAUCAUCAACUACUAUGAAGUAAUGUAGUUUGAUAAUAAUAACUCAGCUUCUUUUUUUUGUGUUUUUUAGGGACUAGUGCUUUAAUUUUGACUUGCUUACAGUGAUAACUGAAGUGAAGUGAACCAAAAUGAGCUUACUAGCACAUGCUUUUUUCAUCAUGGAGUGUGUUUGCCCUUCUCAUUUUGGCUGCUUUGAUGCCUUAUAAAAUAGUCUUGUUGGUUUUGCUCUA